GGUCGACUCUAGCUACUUCAGGUGGUCUAGACGACGCCCUUUGCUGCAGGCGAGGGUUAUAAUAUGAAGGUCGUUUCCGUCUCGUGAUUUCCUCAUCGUCCACUUUCUUGCCCCUUCCCCCCUCCCCUUCCUUUCUCUCGAGGUUGUCGGAAGAUAUAGACAUCUUCCCCCCCCCCCCCAAAGCCCUUUUAUCGAGCCACCCUAUCUUCCCACGAAAGCGAAGACCAUAUAGGGGCAAGGACUCGUGAACGGAUCCGUCUUGUCGCUGCGAGAUAGCGCCGAGAUGGAGAGACUACCCGGCUUCAACGUGGCCAACUUCCUUGAGAAGCGCCAGCUUCUCAUCGCGAUCAAUUGCGUCGCAGCGCUGUCUAUCUUCUUCUUCGGCUACGACCAAGGCAUGAUGGGCGGCGUCAACAACGCCAAAGACUACAUCGACCGCAUGGGCUUCGGCUACGUGGACCCGGAGACCGGGGAGCCCGUCGUCACCGACAGCCUGCUGCAAGGCGGCAUCGUGUCCGUCUACUAUCUGGGCACCCUGUUCGGAUGUCUGGGCGGCGGCUGGGUCGGCGACAAGGUCGGCAGGAUCAAGACCAUCGCCGUAGGGGCGGCCUGGGCUAUCGUCGGAGCGUGCUUGCAGUGCUCGGCCAUGAACCACAACUGGAUGAUCUGCGCGCGCGGUGUCAACGGCAUCGGGACCGGCAUACUAAACGCCAUCGUCCCCGUCUGGGCGACGGAGACGGCAGAGCACACCUCGCGAGGGCAGUUCAUCGCGAUCGAGUUCACGCUGAACAUCUUCGGCGUCGUCGUCGCGUACUGGCUCGAGUUCGGGCUGGCGUUCGUCGACGGCGGCGCCUCGGCCUUGCGGUGGCGGCUCCCGGUCGCCUUCCAGAUCGUCCCGCUCCUCGCGCUCCUCGCGUCGGUCUGGUUUUUCCCCGAGAGCCCGCGCUGGCUCGUCAAGGCGGGCCGCGUCGAGGAGGCCCGCUUCGUCCUGCGCCGGCUGCGCGGGUCCGCCGGCGACGGCCGCCGCGGCGCCGACGCCGAGCUGCACGACAUCGCCGGCGUCGUCGCGCUCGAGGCCAAGGAGUCCCGCGCGAACUCGUACCUGCACAUGCUCUUCGGCGUCGGCUCGGGCGAGCUGCACACGGGGCGCCGCGUCCAGCUCGUCAUCUGGCUGCAGAUCAUCCAGGAGUGGGUCGGGAUCGCGGGCGUGACCGUCUACGCGCCGACCAUCUUCCGCCUCGCCGGCUUCGACGCGACCAAGAGCCAGUGGAUCAGCGGGCUCAACAACGUCUUCUACAUGUUCGCCACGCUCGUCUGCGUCUUCACUCUCGACCGCAUCGGCCGCCGCUGGACGCUGUACUGGGGCGCCGCCGCCCAGGGCGCCGCCAUGUUCCUGGCCGGCGCCUUCGCGAAGCUCGGGCAGGACGCGGGCGCGCGCGGCGACGCGGCACGCGCAAACGCGUUCGGCGCCGCCGCCGCCUCCUUCGUCUUCGUCUUCACCUCCGUCUUCGGCGCCACCUGGCUCACCGUGCCCUGGCUCUACCCGGCCGAGAUCUUCCCGCUGCAGGUCCGCGCCAAGGGCAACGCCUGGGGCGUCUUCGGCUGGAGUAUUGGUAAUGGCUGGCUCACGCUGCUGUGUCCCAUUAUGUUCUCGAACAUCGGGGCGACGACGCUGCACAUCUUCGGCGCGUGCAACAUCCUGGCGAUCCCGGUGGUCUGGGCGCUGUACCCGGAGAGCAACCAGCGGACGCUGGAGGAGAUGGACCUGCUGUUCGCGGCGCCGACGCCGUGGGUGUGGGACGCCGAGCGCACCUUCGCGCGGCUCAAGGAGGAGCAGCCCGGGCUGCUCCAGGCGGCCGCGCGCCCCGGCGAGCCCCGCCAUCGCCAUCGCCACGACGGCGACCGCGAGGCCGGCCUCGCCGUAGUGCACCGCGCCGCGUCCGCCUCGAAGCCCGAGGAGGAGAGCGGCCUCGCUGACGCCGACGGGAAGACGGAGUCGCUGUAGGGGCGCGGGCGGAUGUGAGUCGGUCGCGAUGGCUGCGGAGGAGUCGGGGCGCGGUCGCCUGACUUGCUAGGUAUUUCUAGGGCUCGUUACUAGACGAGCUCGGAGGCAGAGGCGGGAGUUGUCGUUGGCAUAU
Messenger RNA from Durotheca rogersii, 2138 nucleotides. Its product is annotated as general substrate transporter. Gene Ontology annotation, cellular component: membrane. Gene Ontology annotation, biological process: carbohydrate transport; transmembrane transport. The transcript is spliced from 5 exons. The coding region runs from base 284 to 2005 and encodes 573 amino acids. Gene Ontology annotation, molecular function: carbohydrate:proton symporter activity. The record is from RefSeq and is a predicted model, not a curated record. NCBI's taxonomy places the organism in Eukaryota, Fungi, Ascomycota, Sordariomycetes, Xylariales, Xylariaceae.